GAUUAAGUGAAAUUUUCUCGAGCUCAUAGUGAAAUAGGGAGACAUUCUUUGUUUGAUCUGACCUUGCAUCCUAGUCGCGCCGAGAUAGAAGAAGAGUGCGACUCCCAUGGACGGACGCCUUCUUUCUUAUUCGCUGGUGUUCGAGUACCAAAGCCAACAAGAUGAGUAAUGCGAGCGAAGAAAUAACAACAAAUCCGCAGCCGAUUCCCAAAAAGACGGUAAGAAGGGUUAUAACCAAAGUGAAGGCCGAAGUCUCUCAUGGACCCGCCAUCCAGAGGGACACCCCAGAUUUAUGUGUUAUUAUGAUCGAUAAUCCCGAUUUGGUGCGGUGUAAACCAGACCCUGAUGGAGGCGACGGCGUAAUGCAUCUUGUAGAGCAAAAAGUCGAGGAAGAAGUCAUCGAAAGCUCCGGCCAUUAUAACAACGGACAGGACUACAUGCUCGGUGUACCUGUGCCUACGACCACUGUUGACUGGUUGCCAAUGGACUUCAUCCUGACGGAGGUUAGGGAGGAAUACCUCAGCGGCUACGUCAAGACGGAGGAGCAAGUGGAAGCUGUCCUGCGAGCUCAUUCCAGAUACACUGAGAGCAUCUUCUCAUUUAAUUCUGAUGAUCAGUACAAGAAAAAGAGAAUAGCAAGAAGACUCUUUUACUAUAAUAGAUUGCUGAAUAUAUCAAGCCACAUCACCUCACAUGACCGAAAUAAGAUAUACGUUUGUAACUAUGGUUUGAAAUUUAGGACAAAGGAAAGAGAAGAGCCUCAUUGCCAAUACACAAAAGUGGUUAUGAAGGAAGGUCAACCUGUAAGGAGAACCAUAGACUGUCCGGCAAAGAUUAUCGUUAAUGAAUUAUCUGUAUACACCGAGUUUGCAUUGGAUGGUAUCACUAAGAAACAGAGGCAGCAACGGAUGAAAGCUUUAAAAGAAGCUUUAUCUCACAAUUGUGACGUUUUAUAUGAGAAAUACCACCACAUGAAGUUACCCCUGAAAAAUGCUCAUAGAGGUCAUGUUGUUAGUGAUUAUCACUGGAAACUGGGCAGAACACAUCCUCACUUAUUGAAAAAGAUAGAGGAGCUUAUCAUUUGUGGCUUGAGGAAUGUUAAGAUCAUACAGUCGAUAUUGAAAAAAUAUGCUGAAGAAGAACUUAUUGAGGGAAAUCCAGAGGAUGUUAGGCACUUGAACUACUACUUCCCAUCAGACAAAACAAUCAGGAACAAAAUGCGGUUUGUAACGACAAAAUAUAAGUUGAAAGAUGUGCAAGGCAUAAGUGCAAAGAGAAAAGCAAAGUCAGGAAAGUCUGCCCCAAAAAAAAGGAAAAAAGAGAAAGAGAGUGAACGACAACAGUACUACGAAUAUGAAGACUAUAAGAUACCUGUACAAUAAAUCUGUCAAUAUUUUUGAAAGGUAAGCCAUAUAAAUAAUUUUAUGAUUGAAAAUUAUUCAUAACUCCUGAAAUAAACAAACUAUUCUUGAAAUUAUGUUUGUGUGAAAAGCUAGCAGCAAGACAUUGCGUUUGUUUUAUGUAUGAUGUUCACAGUAGAAAGAUUACAUAUUUCUAUUUUGCUGUUUAUUGAUCAUUGUGCAAAAGUGGAAAUAGCUAUAAAUCUCAUAGCUGAUAUUACCAACCUGUUAUGUGUCGGUUUUAUUUAGGCAUUUCAUUGAAGUUUGAUUAUGCAUCUAGUCUCAUUCAUUACACAGAAGAGAUUCCUCUAAUGUCCCCUGAUUUUGCAAUCUUUUGUCCAAGAGACAAGAAAUUCAUCUGUAGCCUCAGGUACCCAUCAAUCACCUGCCUCAGCUUAGCAGAUUUUCUCAAACCAUUUCUUUUUACUGUUUUCAUUGUUAAUUCUGUUAUUCCUCUAUUCCCAUUCUUACAAUCACUUUUAUCUUUUUCACUUUAAGUGAGUGAUCAAAUAGGCGCUCUUACUCAUUAGCAGGUUAUCUGUUGCUGGUCUUUGAUUUCUUGAUCUCCACCUUCACAGUUAAGAGUAACUAUUUGUUAAUAACUGUGCUUUUUUUUUUUAUGACCAACUAGCCAACAAGUUAUUAACUAGUUAAUGCUUUACAAUUGGUUCAUAUUAGCUAACAGCAAAGAGUAGUAGGUAAGUCACUGUCCUUCUUCACAUUGUAUUUUGAUUAUUGUUGGGUAACUGCUUCCUCAUUUUAUAUUUUACAUUAUUUUUAUGGUCCUCUGAAGGUAGGCUAAUUAUAUAUCCUCAAUUUUUUAUUUAUACUUUUUAUUUGUUUCAGUAUCAAAAUUUCACUUUCCGGAAUUUUUUGCUAAUUUUUUAAUGAUAUUAUUCCAGCACCUUUACACUUAUCCACGAUAAAUCCAUUAUAAACCUAUUAAUGAUGUUCUGAUAUAUGGUAUUACGCUACCAUGUUGUAUAUUGUGUAUGAUAGCUGUUUCUACUUUGUGAUUUAGUUAUUACUUUGUGAUGUGCAGUCUAUACAUUAUUUUUUCUAUUCACUGACCUUUAAUUUUGUAAUAUGCCUUUGCCAAUCUGUACAUUGCUUUUAGGUUACCUGUCUUGCUGUCAUGUCAGCCAUAGAAAAGUACCUGUACCUCAUGUGUAACAGUUGUAUCAGUCAAGUGUCCUCAUUACUUCACCUAUGAGACAGGCUGUGAUUGAUUGCCUGACCAGUCAUCAUGCCUUUUCAAGAGGCUGACUUAUAAGAUGUGACAGGAUAAAAGUGCUACUGCAGAUGGGUCCACUUGGUCUGCGUCUGUCAUCAGUUUCAUUCUUUAGUUACUCUUUAGCAUCAGUAAAGAAGUACAUGUAGGAGGAUUUUGCAGUCAAUUGUCCAGUUACAACCUGGUCCAGUGUAGCCCAGCUGAGACAAGCCAGUCUUCCUUGGCAUGCCUGCCCAUUCAUCACCUGAAGUUCCUGUUGCCGAGGAUGGCUCCUGUCUUUCGUGCCUGAAGGAGCAACUGUUUUGUUCAUUGAAGGACCAGAUAUAGCAACAUUUGAGGCAAUUUAAGUGAUACAACUGUCAUCACUUCACUGCGGUUGAGGCUUGAAGAUUUCCUAAUCCUGGGACCCACUUAUUGAUGUUCACUUCUUUAGAUGGCCCAACCUCUUUCUGGAUCCUGGCAGGAGUCUACAGCAAACCACCUUGUAAUACUUUAAAGUAGGAACAUGCCUCGCCAGAGACUUUUAGAAGUUAUCUUUUCCUAAAAGAAAAGUGCCAGCAUCAUUCAGGACUGACUGCCAGAUUGGUGACUAUUCCAUUUACAUCAAGAAUUCACCUGUCUACAUCCAUGACCAUGCCUGUGGUUAGGAUAGUUACUGGAGUAGGAACUGAGACUGUGACUGCUCGUCUACUUACAAGAAUGACGGCAGCAUUUACUGUCCAUUGUUGUUAACCAGUUAUGUGACCUUGCACCUACUAAGCUACCUAGCAAUAGAAACACCAGGAAUGCAAACACAGCAGCCACAGUUUAAGGGAGUGCCAGCCAGAAGACUGUUGUAAGAAGACAGUACUGAAUAUGGUGAUUUUGUUACCUGCCAAAUUGAACUUGAUGUAACAUACAGAAGAGGAUACAGCAGAGGCAGCCAUUGUUAUGGGAAGAUGAAGUCUCCUCUUUAGAGGUGCUAGAUGGGCCUGCAAAGCUGCAGAAACCAAAGUAUGUGUCAACAGAUAAUGUGAUCAGCUUCACAGAUGUAAAACUAAGUAUGGAGGGCCUAGAUAUCAGCAAAGGAUACAAUAGGUCUAUAGCCAUUCCACACAUUUUCAAACUACCUACGUGAUCACUGCCUGUUUAAGUUCUGUCAUCUUUGGGAUUGCUAUUUGUGGACACACUACCCUUAUAUGAGAAAGAUGCAGUAUCUGUAUAGGUAUCAGAAUCCUUCGCUCCAUCUUGUCAUCAGAGAUCUACAUGACAAGGCAGUUUCUUUGAGAGUUCCCAACAGUGGAAAAAUGGGCAAAAAUUGGUUAGAAGCCAUUAGUUCACUGCAUCCUGAGGGAGCCAAGUCAUUGGACAAUAUCAUCAGGGCCAAGAUGAUGGUAGAGUUUAUUGGCUGAUUCUACAUUCUUCACAUUAGAUGGGUGGUGUAUUGUAUGUCCCUUUUCUUCUUCAAGUCUUAAGACCCGCUGGGCCCAUCCCACUUCUGAUCUUGUAGGGUCUGUUAUAAAAGCUCUUGAAAAACUUAUCUCAAAAUUGACCAGGGCAGCCAUUCUUAAUGCGUACAGCACCUUGUCUUUCUCCAGGCAGCAUUUGACACUGAGUAACAUAGGUUAACAGCUGGGACUUUCUCUUUACCAAAGGAAUAAGUAGCAAAGACUCCCUAAAUGCCCCUCUGGCAUUCUUUCCUUCCACCCUUAAUAUAAGAUAACUCCACAGAGGAGACAUAAGUGAAGACAUUACAGUGCUCCCUCAUUGGCUCUUGACAGUUUUCAAGUGGGGGUUAGGUGAAGAGUCACUUGUCUUCCAAAAAUCGUGGAGAUUGUGGCAACAGUUAGGGACAGUUGUGGCUGAUGGAAUUUUCCAGGGAUCACUACCAACUUCCCUUUUUGGAGACAAUCCCCCUCUCUCAUUGCACCCAGUAAAGUUCUUGUAUGUUUGCAAAUCCAUUGGCAUUAGAAUGAAACAGUGGCUUCAGCUCAUCAUUCCAUCAGGUAGAAAGGCUUCCUGGCUUCCAUGGACGUCAAGAAUCCAUCCAUAUCCAAGUGCGUCUGACUUGGAGGAAAUACCUGCACUUCAUCUGGACCUUAACAUCAGUGGUAACUUGGUCACACAGGAAUGUUAUCAGGUUUCAGAGAUAAUCCCUGACCCUUUUGGUGCAAGUUUUAAGGAAUUGCACAUCAGUUGGGAGAAGUUUGGCCUAUUACCAUCUGUUAGAGCUAUGAACUUGCUGCUGGACACUGAUACAAUAGCAGCUUUGGUACGCCCAAGGAAUAACAGGAUCAGGAUGUUGUCAUUCUUGAUGCAAAAGUACCAUUACACCUCAGAUUCUCUGGCAAAGUUAAUGGAAAGGAUGGCUCUUACCUUUUGUUACAAAAUACAGUUAAUAACAGUUGAAAUUAGCAAUGUUGUUGUUUUGUCUCUGCUUCAAGUGACAUCUUGAAGUAUCUUCAGUGGUGUUAUCUUUGGGUAGCAGUUUCAAAGGGCCUUCUUUUCCCAGAACUAGAGAUUUUGGAGUUAACAGAUGCAUCAGUUGAAGGAUGGGAACACACCUACUCAAACUGGAGGCAAAACAUAAACUUUUAAGAGCUCAUCUUAUGGAAGGGAAGGUCGUAGGUGUGAUUAUUGACAAAUUGAUGGUGGUGACCUACUGGAAAAGUCAGGGCUGCACAAAAUCUGUGAUAUAGUGUCAGUUAGCAGUGGACAUCUACCUGUAAUAAUACAAGAGUAUUCUUAAGAAUACAGUCCAGUGAUUCAGUGAUUAGUUGUAAGAAUACUAGUUUAUAUUUUGUUUGUAAUGUCAAGAGUGGAACUUGAUAUCUAGAUUUAUAAGCCAUUAAAGCUAACUUGAAACCAUAGUGCAAAGUAUUUGAAAACUAUGGAAAGAUUCAUAGUUUCUUCUGUGGUUUAUUUGUCCUGAAAGGAAACUUCGUUGUCUCUUGUUGGAGUUACUUUCAUCUGGUAGGAACAGGAAAACAGACUUGUGUAGCUACAAAGAAAAUCCUGGUGCUCCUAAUCACUAAGGUAUUUUAAAUUACAUUCAGUUGCACUAUUACUGCCUAAGGGUGUAUGUUUAUACCCACACUACUGAACAAUAGUAUUUGCCCUCCUCUCUGCUUGAUAUCAGUAUCAUGGAAUGACUUGAGAACCCAUAGUGACAGACUGUGCUUGUAGUUCCUUCAAGGGUUAGGACUACUAGAAUUAUUAAGAAAAAUUUUUCUUUAUCUCUCCGUAUUGGUCAGUAUAAAACCUCAAUUGGAAUAUUUUUCAAAUAUUUAAGGACUAUAAAACUGUACUGUACAUUAAAACUGAUACUGACUCUCAUUUAAGGUACUACAGAGUUGUAAUUCUGUGAAGUUCUGUCAUUCUCAGGCAUUGGGAAAAUGUUUCCAUCGUACAGUAUUUGAAUUUUUUUCAUACCUUCUGACUGCUUUGCAGGUAUUAAGGUAAUUGUGCUUAUUAACUUUUGUAAAGUUAUGGUAUAGCCAGAAAAUUCUCAAAAGAUAUGGUAUCUACAGACAUUGUUAUUGAAGCUUUUACAUUUUAUUGUCAUGUAUAAUUCAUUUCCUAUGUUAUGAAUAAAUUGAAAAUUUAACAAAGAUAGAAAGACAUAUGCAUAAAGUAGCCAGGAAAAGAGAAACAAUUGUUAUUAAACAACAGUAGCAAAAUAGUCUUGAAAGAGGACUUACUUAAUAAAUGUAUAAACUCAAGAAGGCACUAACAGCCAAACAUGAACUUACACCCAUGUAAGGCAGUGCAUAACACUGUUAGCUUUUUGGGUGUUAUUGUAAAUCAACUGCAUAUCCAGUAUAUGUGUAUAUAUAUAAAUAGGUAUAGAUAUAUUCUUUUUUCCUUAAUUCUGGUGCUAGUCCAUAUCGUAUCUUUGCUCCCAGUAUUCUGUGCCAUGGGAGAAGCAAGACAAAUUAUGAAGUUGUCAUGUCGGAAAAGCUUCCCCAAGGAAACCUGUAUUGUGAAUAAUUGUUAAUAAACUUAGUUUGCAGUAUGUAAAUAUUUAUGAUAAUGUACAAGUACCUGUAUUCUGUAAUGAUUCCUUUUUGGGUAAUAUGUAUUGUGCCCACAAGUAUCUCAGGCCCCAGUAUUAAGUUUUAAAUAAUUUGGUGAUCCCAUAACUGCAUGCAAAAAUUUUUUUCAUUGUUCCUUCCCAUGUAAUAAUCCUUUUCAUUUCAUAGCAAGAAGUUACAGUAUAUGCCUGAUUUUUGCAUAUGCAGUAAUGUUCAUUAUGACCUUGUGCUGGCUCAUGUGUAUAUGAAAGGCAUUUCAAGACACAGGGAAGGCAAGUCCAGUGCCUUACUAGUAAGUUUUCCUUUGUCAUGAAGGAAAACCUCCCUUUCAUAUCUUUCCACCAUGAUUUUAGAAAUGGGAUUAAAGCCUUACUUGCUAAUGCAUUUUUAUCCUAAUUGUAUGUACCGGAAAUACUGAGGGAUAUUUAUUGACGUGAUGUCAAUGUUUCCAUGCCAAAUUAAAUUAUGUAUGAUGUUAGUAUUUUUGUAGCAAAAUAAAAUGAAAUGUCAUUUUAACAA
Molecule: messenger RNA, 7163 nt
Organism: Macrobrachium nipponense
Lineage: Eukaryota; Metazoa; Arthropoda; Malacostraca; Decapoda; Palaemonidae
Exons: 4
Coding region: 162-1382 (406 amino acids)
Molecular function (GO): DNA-binding transcription factor activity
Source: RefSeq, a predicted model, not a curated record